This is a messenger RNA of Closterium sp. Naga37s-1, 603 nucleotides long. Lineage: Eukaryota; Viridiplantae; Streptophyta; Zygnematophyceae; Desmidiales; Closteriaceae. The record is from the annotation of a GenBank genome assembly.
AUGGCUGCCCCAGCUGCUCCCACGAUGCAAGCAAAACUGGUCCUACUGGGCGACAUGGGCGCGGGGAAGUCGUCGCUCGUGCUGCGGUUCGUGAAGGGGCAAUUCUUCGAGUACCAGGAGUCCACCAUCGGCGCGGCGUUCUUGACGCAGACGGUGGCGGUGAGCGACGCGGUGGUCAAGUUCGAGAUCUGGGACACGGCGGGGCAGGAGCGCUACCACAGCCUCGCGCCCAUGUACUACCGCGGGGCCGCGGCCGCCAUUAUCGUCUACGAUAUCACCAGCACUGAUUCAUUUGCCCGAGCCAAGAAGUGGGUGCAGGAGCUUCAACGGCAAGGUAACCCCAACCUGGUGAUUGCCCUGGCAGCGAACAAGACGGACCUGGAGGCGCAGAGGAAGGUUUCUGAGGAGGAGGGAAAACUGUACGCUGAAGAGAAUCGGCUUUAUUUUUUGGAGACUUCCGCCAAAACAGCCACGAACGUCAACGAGCUUUUCUAUGAGAUAGCACGAAGGCUACCCAAAGGGGCUCCUCCACAGCAACCUGUUGGCAUGCAGCUUCACAACAAGCCAAACCAAGCCUCUAAUCCAUCGAGUUCCUGCUGUUGA